This is a messenger RNA of Harpegnathos saltator (Jerdon's jumping ant), 1268 nucleotides long. RefSeq names its product tRNA pseudouridine synthase-like 1. Bases 216 to 1229 code for a protein of 337 amino acids. The transcript has 6 exons. The record is from RefSeq and is a predicted model, not a curated record. Gene Ontology annotation, molecular function: RNA binding; pseudouridine synthase activity. Lineage: Eukaryota; Metazoa; Arthropoda; Insecta; Hymenoptera; Formicidae. Gene Ontology annotation, biological process: tRNA pseudouridine synthesis.
UUGCCGGUUAUCAUCACUGAUUGUUGUGAUUGUGUAAAUAUUGUGUAUAUGAAUUAUACACACAAAUGAUUGAAAAUGAUUAUUUAAUACGUUAACUGAAAAUGUAUUCGCUUUAGGACAGACAAAAAUUCGAAUCAGUUACGGAUAUCUUGUUCUAAAGCAAGGUUAUAAAAAGAUCAAGUGGCUUCUAAUAUUUUUGUAUGUAAAAUACAAUUAUGGUACGAUAUUUCUUUAGGUUUUCGUACAUUGGAACGCAGUAUAGAGGUGUACAAAAACAAGUUUCCGUGCCAAAUAUACGGGAUGGUGAUACCGUGCAAGGUGCUUUAGAAGCUGCUCUAUUAAAUAUUUUGCCAAAAACUACAAUUAGACCAAAUAUAUAUCUUUCUAGCAGAACAGAUGCUGGAGUCCAUGCUUUAUGCAACGCUGGUCAUGUGGAGCUUGAAAACAAAUAUAAUGUUUUAUAUAAGGAUGAUAAUAUAAAAGCAUUUGUUAAUCGUUAUUUUAACAAAUGUGGUCAUACUAUCAGAUUAUUGGAAUUUACACCUGUUACGAACGACUUCCAUGCAAGGGGAUCAUGUAAAUCCCGGACUUAUAUAUAUAGAUUUAUGAUACCCAAAGUACCUGGAGAACAGAGAAUACCCUUAGUAGAUGCACCACAUACUUACUUAGUGAAAGCACAUGAUUUCGAUGUAGAUAGAGUCAAAUGUGGUACGCAAUUGUUUAUGGGAGUAAAAGAUUUUACUACAUUUUCUUCGAUGUCAAUAACAAAUCGGAAAAUUGAGUAUGUACGUGCUUUGCAUGACUUUACUUUGGAAGAGGCACAAUCUUUAAUAUCUUUUGAUCCGCUAUCUGAGAAUUUUAGAUAUUUCCAGUUUGUAUGUAAGGCAAGAUCCUUCUUGUAUAAUCAGGUGAGACGAAUGGUCGGUGCUCUAAUAUCCUUGGGACUAAGGAAAAUAACAGAAAAAGAUAUCAAUGUUAUGCUACAAGUUCCUUCGCAUCAUAAUUGGAAUCCCCGUGCCUCGUCAGCACCAGCAAAUGGUUUACAUCUUGUGAAUUUAGAAUACGAUGAAGAGGAACUAAAACGUUGUACCUUAUCAGAGGAGCAACAUGAAAAAAUGUUACUGGAACAGCAGGAUCAGAAAGUGCAGUCAGAAGAACAAAAUCAAGAUCUGCUACCAGAGGAGCAAGAAGAACAAGAGCAAGAACGACAGCAAGAAUUAGCAAAAUAAAAAGAAAUUGUUUAUAUAUCUGUGUUGAAAUAGUUGGAA